AUGGACGGACUCACCUACCAGUGCCUGCGAAACCUACCGGACAAGACAACUACACGGCUCAACCAGUGCUGGGACCACAGCAUGCUACCACCAUCCUGGAAAGAGAGCGUCAUCGUGCCGAUAUUGAAGCAAGGGAAGCCCCCGGGUUUUAGACGCAACCUUUGCUGCCAGGACUCUGUGCUGGACCUGGUCUCGGACGUGGACGACGCCGCCCAACGCAAGUGCAGAACGGCAGUGGUGUUCUUCGACAUCAAGGCCGCCUUCGACAGCGUCCCCAUCAACACCGUCAUGGACUCCCUCGUCGACCCUGGAAUCGGAGGCAAGGCAGCUGCUUUCAUUCACGCUCUACUUUCCAACCGCUCUUUCAGGGUCCGACUGGGAUGGACGCUGAGCUCCCCACGCCCACAGAACCUCGGUCUACCUCAAGGCAGUAUCCUGAGCCCCCUGCUCUUCAACCUCGUCAUGGCUGGACUUCCCAAGGCCCUACCAGCAACAACACCUCCCCUGCAACUCUCCAUCUACGCGGACGACAUCUGCCUGUGGACCAACGGCAAGGACCCCUGGAAAGUGAUGAAGACCAUCCAGAAGGGCGUGGACGCUACGACCGAGUACAUCCGUGGCCUCGGACUCACCCCGUCAGCCGAAAAGACCAGGGUCAUGCUGCUUGGUUCACGGUCUUCCUGGGCGCCACUCGUCAAGGACCUCCAGACCCGAUGCAAGACAACCCUGAAUGUGACCAAGCGACUCAGCGGACGGCACUCCGGCUGCCCCCAGAGGACCCUCCUGACCAUCCACAACGCCACCACAGCCGCACGGAUGCUGUUCGGACCUCCCUACGCCAAGCCCAGCAGAUCAGCGCUGGAAUCCCUGGAACUGCUCCACCGUCGCGGACUGAAGCUGGCUCUAGGACGCCCACCUCGGAUGCGGAACGUCGCCGUGUACGCCGAGGCUGCCGCUCUCCCUCUCCAACUACGAGCCACCCAACACCUGCUGAACCAGCUCACCAGACUGAACAGGACAACAACCGGAAGGGCGCUACUGCAGCGUCUAAGGGACCGACAACGGAGCCGUUUUUCAUGUACACUUUUCACGCAGGACCAGCUGUUCCAGCCCAUCCCACCAGUUCCCAGUCCAGAUGCUCCAUGGAGGCUCCUCGGGACCGCCAUCCGGACAACACUGCCAGGCCUGCCGCGGAAAAAGGACGUUCCGGAUGCGGUGGCACAGUUCCUGGCCGCCGAGCGCCUUCAUGAGAGCUACCAGGACUACCUGCACGUGUACACGGACGCCUCAGUCGACCCUGGACGACGCGCCUGCUCCCUGGCCUGCCACAUCCCAGCAACACAGUUCUCCUGGACCGAAGGAUUGUCCGGACUCCUCUCCUCCACGGAUGCAGAACUCCUCGCGAUCACGGAAGCCCUGGACAUCAUCGCCAAGACGAGCGCCACCAAAGCGGUUAUCCUCACGGACUCCCGCGGGGCUCUGUCGAGGCUAGACAACCGAGUUUCUCCAAGUGUACUCGUCGGCAUCGAACGAAGACUUCAGAGAACUCCAGCAUCAUACCUCCUUCGAGGAUUAGAGAUUAAGUACAGGACACUUGCUCCAAAUCAAUCUCAAGUGAUUUUCGAUGACCUUUACAGUGAACGAGUUCCCUCAAAGCUGACAGUAUUGAUGGUUAGAAGUGAAGCCUACCAGGGUAACAGACAAAGGAAUCCAUUUAAACUUGAAAAUUUCAAGCUUGAGAGAGCUGUGCUUGACGUUGGUGGACAACAGUACACAGAUGACUUUGACUUUCAACGAUCGAUCUACUCUAAAGGAUAUAUGAAUUUGCUUCACAAGCUGAAGCGGAAAGACAUACCUCUAGCUCUGGCUGCAUAUGAGAAAGAAACGUUUAUGCUCUACUACCAUCUCACUCCAGAUGUGGAAGUGCAGUCACUGAGUCCAGUGGUACAAGCCAAUGUUCGUCUCACCCUAACAUUUGGUGGAAAUCUUACAGAGGCUGUUACAGUUCUCUUUGUUUCAGAAACACCUCGUGUGCUAGAAAUCAACAAAGACAGACGAGUCAAAUUCGUAUAG
This is a messenger RNA of Ornithodoros turicata, 2073 nucleotides long. RefSeq lists its product as uncharacterized. Gene Ontology annotation, molecular function: nucleic acid binding. Bases 1 to 2073 code for a protein of 690 amino acids. The record is from RefSeq and is a predicted model, not a curated record. Lineage: Eukaryota; Metazoa; Arthropoda; Arachnida; Ixodida; Argasidae. The transcript has 4 exons.